Molecule: messenger RNA, 1407 nt
Organism: Eucalyptus grandis
Lineage: Eukaryota; Viridiplantae; Streptophyta; Magnoliopsida; Myrtales; Myrtaceae
Product: disease resistance protein RUN1-like
Exons: 3
Coding region: 1-1407 (468 amino acids)
Biological process (GO): defense response; signal transduction
Molecular function (GO): ADP binding
Source: RefSeq, a predicted model, not a curated record
AUGGACAUGGGAAACGGCUCGGAGGUAGGAAUGAGCGGCGGUGAGCCAUCGGCGAUUGACUUCAACGUCUUCUUGAGUUUCAGGGGACCGGACACUCGCCAAGCCUUCACGGAUUGUCUUUAUCACCAAAUGCUAGAAGCAAACAUCCGUGUUUUCCUUGACGAGGAAGAGCUCCAUGUCGGUAAAGAAAUAGCUGAUGAGCUACCGGUGGCCAUUGAAAAGUCGAAGAUCUACAUACCCAUCUUCUCUAAAGGUUAUGCUUCGAGCACAUGGUGCCUUCGCGAACUCACACACAUGGUGGAGUGCAAGAAAUCCAAAUCAUCCGAGAAGGAGAUUAUGCCGAUUUUCUACAAUGUUAAGCCUUGUGAUGUUAAGCUUAAGUCUCAACGGUAUGUCAGCGCUUUGGAGGAGCAUGAAGAGAAGUUUGGUUGCCAAACGAGGCUAAAGUGGGAGGAGUCCCUCAAAAGUGUAGCCAAAAUCAAAGGAUGGGAGUUGAAGAAAAAACAAGGGUACUGGGAAUUCAUUAAAUCGGUGAUACGUGAGAUUGUGAUGAAGUUGAAGACAAAAGACAAAUACGUUGGCGAGAAUUUAGUCGGAACGGACGAUCCAGUGAACGCCAUUCUGAAGUUGUUGGACAUGGACUCGGGGGACACACGCUUUGUGCUAAUCCAUGGAAUGGGCGGAAUCGGUAAAACAACUCUUGCUAAGAUUGUGUUCAACAAACUAACUUCCUUCUUCAGUCACUGCUGCUUCCUAGGAAAUGUCCGGGAAUCGUCGAUCGGGUUUGGCAUCAUGACUUUGCAGAAACAACUAUUGUCUAUCACAUUGGGUUCGGGCUUUCGAGAUCAAAUCGACGAUGUCGACGAUGGGAUCAAAUUGAUUGCGAAACACCUUUCUAAUAAGAAAGUCUUGCUCGUUCUUGACGAUGUGGAUGACGAGGAGCAACUCCAGAAAUUAGCCAUCAACCGCAUAACUUUCUGCUCAGGAAGCAGAAUUAUUGUGACAACUAGGAACAAAAGCAUCAGGAAAUCCGACAAAACUUUGGAGUAUGAAGUGAAGCCGUUGGAUAAUGCUCAAUCGCUCGAGCUUUUCAGUCAACAUGCUUUCGGAAGGAAUCCUCCUCCAUAUGAAUUUGUCAAUCUUUCGAGACAAAUAAUUUCUACGACUGGAGGACUUCCUUUGGCUCUUGAAGUCAUAGGCUCAUUACCUUGUCAUCAAAACAAAGCCUCAUGGAACGAUGUGCUAGACAAUUUGAGAAAAAUACCUCAUAAGAAGGUCCAGGACAAGCUAAAGAUCAGCUACAAUGCCUUAAAUCAUGAGGAACAACAGAUUUUCCUUGACAUCGCAUGUCUCUUUGUGGACAAGGACAAGACGAAUGCAUUCUACAUGUGGAAGGAUUAUAACUAA